CCCGCACUUUUCCCCACGUGGCUGAUCAAUCUUUUCCCUCCCUCAUACUCCGCUCCAAGCCUGACAUGACUACGGUUUCACAUACCUAAUAGUGCUUAUUUGAGCCAUCUCUUAUCAUCAUGGGCUCUGAACACGAUUCCAAACCAAAGACUUCCUCGUCGCCCAUAGCGUCAGGGUCUCCUCCACCCGUUACCACUCUGUCGGGUCAAGAUCCUGGCGAGACGCGCCGAUCGCCCGCAGAUGACGAGAACCAACAGCCAGAGGAGCAUGCACCGCUCCAAGUCGAUGAAGAUGAAAUAGCUGGCGAUGAUGCAGACUCUACUUAUGGCUCUGAUCGAGGGUCAGUCUACACUGCUUCCGUCACGUCAUCAAUCUACGACUACCAGUAUGAAAAUGCCCGUCGCUACCACGCUUUUCGCGAGGGCCAAUACGUCCUGCCCAACGACGACCAGGAACAACAGCGCCUAGAUCUUCAGCAUCACAUUUGGCGUUUACUCCUCGGCGGCGCCCUGCAUACAGCGCCGCUACCUAGCCCAGACUCAACCGAAGAAUACCGCAUUUUGGAUCUCGGCUGCGGCACUGGUAUCUGGGCCAUAGAAAUGGCAGACGAGUAUCCCAACGCCACAGUCGCAGGCAUAGACCUCUCUCCGAUCCAGCCGGACUGGGUUCCAGGUAAUUGCAUGUUUCACGUAGACGACUACGAAGAUGAGUGGACGUACCGUGAGAGCGAAAAGUUUGACUACAUCCACGGCCGGGCGCUCAGCGGGACUAGUGCAGAUUGGAUGAGGUUUUAUGAGCAGGCGCUUAAUAAUCUGAAGCCAGGCGGAUACAUGGAGAUGCAGGAGUAUGAUGCGUGGAUCUUCAGCGACGAUGAUAGUUGUGAUAGGGCGCCGUGGACGAUGGAGUGGGUUAAUAAGCUUGAUGAGGCUAGUAAGAUGUUUGGCAAGCAGAUCAACGUGGCCAAGUAUCAUAAGCAGUGGAUGAUUGAUGCUGGUUUCGAGGAUGUCGUUGAGAGAGUUUACAGAAUACCCAUUGGGCCAUGGGCGAAAGACCCGACGCUGAAGGAGCUGGGAAAGUUUGAGCUGACGCAUAUGCAAAUGUCGGUUGAGUCGCAUACACCAGCUUUGUUCACGCGCGUGUGGAAUUAUUCGCACGAUCAGGUUAUGGUGUUGAUGGAGGGUGUCAAGAGGGAGUUUCGAAGUCGUGAGUUGAGAUUGAUCACGAGCUAUCGAUUCAUCACUGGGCGGAAGCCAGCAGAGGCUUAGAUGCGCUGGUUGCAUCGAGCAUGGGAAGAGUUGCUAGAUUACGAAGCAUGGAUAGUUAAGCGGGCGUUGGGAUACAGGAGGAAAUUAACUUUCUUUUCAUGACUUGGAAGGUAUGAGCCUCUGUGUAUGGGAGGAAUGCUGUCUGUCUAUGGUUUUGAGCUUCAUGUCGCGAAUACAUGAGCUUAACCCUACAGGCAACUGUCAUCCCAUAGUUGAAUACAGAGGCUCAAACCCUCCGAGUCGUUGAACCUUGUUAUUUUAUUUACUACGAGACUUGAGGACUAGCAGUGAUCUGGACUAUCGAAAAAGGCCUUUUAGUAAUGCUGGAGACAAGAGUCCAUUCUGACUCAUCUUCCCUCAGAGCUCAGAAGGCUGAUCAAGGGCAUGGGUUAUCAACUUCUUGUACCCCUCAACAGCCUGCUCCAGAUCAGAAACCUUCAAGUGCUCAUGCGCAGAGUGCGCCUCGAGAAUCGAGCCAGGUCCGUAC
Molecule: messenger RNA, 1752 nt
Organism: Fusarium verticillioides 7600
Lineage: Eukaryota; Fungi; Ascomycota; Sordariomycetes; Hypocreales; Nectriaceae
Exons: 3
Coding region: 120-1265 (381 amino acids)
Molecular function (GO): methyltransferase activity
Source: RefSeq, a predicted model, not a curated record